Messenger RNA from Fusarium odoratissimum NRRL 54006, 741 nucleotides. RefSeq names its product 7-alpha-hydroxysteroid dehydrogenase. The transcript has 4 exons. The record is from RefSeq and is a predicted model, not a curated record. Lineage: Eukaryota; Fungi; Ascomycota; Sordariomycetes; Hypocreales; Nectriaceae. Bases 1 to 741 code for a protein of 246 amino acids.
AUGGCUUCUCAGCGAUUCUAUGCCAUUGUUGCUGGCGCCGGCUCUGGUACAGGUCGAGCGGUGGCAAUCAGGUUCUCCAAGGCCUAUCCCGUCGUGUUGAUGUCUCGCAAGCCCGAGAGCUAUGAGGAUAUCGUUAAAGAUAUCCGACAAGCGGGAGGACAGGCCUUUGGUGUCGCGACGGAUGCGACGGACGUUUCUUCCCUCGAUUCGGCUUUCGAAAAAAUCCAAGAGGCUCUUCCGGACCACAAGCUUGCGGCAGCAGUGUACAAUGUGAAUGCCGGCUUUGCCAGAAAACCGUUUUUGGAAAUGGGAUUGGACGAUCUCCAAACUGGAUUGAACGGCGCGGCCGGAGGGUUCUUCAAUUUGGGCCAGAAGACUGUCCCACUGCUGCUCGAUUCUGUCGCAAGCUCGCCGUCUCCUCCCACUCUAAUUCUCACGGGCGCAACAGCAUCUAUGAAAGCUUCGUCUCAGUUUUCAUCAUUUGCUGCUGGUAGAUUUGCCAUGCGAGCCUUGGGCCAGUCCUUGGCGAGGGAGUUUGGACCUAAGGGCGUCCAUGUAGCGCAUGCUGUUAUUGAUGGCCUGAUCAACACGCCUGCUUCCAGAGCUUGGAAUAGAGGUGGCAAGCCAGACAGCAAGAUCUCGCCAGAAUCGAUCGCCGAAACGUACUGGUAUUUGCACACACAACAUAGGUCUGCAUUCACUCAAGAGAUUGACAUUAGACCCUACUCGGAGAGCUUUUAG